GGAGCGCUGAGCGGAAGCGGCCUCCCCCUCCCCGAGGUCAGGGGUGCCUUAGCCGCUGGGGAGCGGGACCGCAGCCUCUGCAGCUGGGUUUCCCACUCUGACAGGCGCCAUUUUGCCGCCCAGAGGGCUCCUUCCUCCUCUCUUCCCCCCUCCUCUUCCCCUCUGACACUACUUCCGGUGGUGACGUGUAUUCGCUUCUGCCGGACCAAUGUUCCCUCCACUUGCUCUAUGGGGUGGGGUGAGGAAGGUGGAGUGUGCUCCGAACAAGGCCGCAGUACCACGCAUGCGUGGAAAGUGGCGACGCGGGCCCCGCCCCAGCGGCGUGGGCGGGGCGGAGGGCGGUCCUCUGCCUCCUGAGCUCUGAUGGUCCGAGUGGCUCGCGCGGCCUCCGCCCGCUCCCGCGACACCCAACGGUUCUUCCCGCCCCAGGCGCGGAGAAAAUGUCGACUGGGCUGUAGUCCCUUCGUCUGUGUGCCAGGGCUUGGGAGGAGGCCUUCCGCGUGAGCUCUCCUGAGAAUAUGGAGCAUAAUCACCUCUCAUUCCAGACUGUCGGUUCAUAAUGGUGGGCGGAAUCGUGAAUGCCCAGUGUCUGUCACCCCCACGGGGCGGGGCAGCUCUCCGUGACGCAAUCAGAGAGCGCCCGCGCAGUGGCGGGACGCGAGCCGAAGAUGUUGGAGUCUCUGUUGGCCCUUGGUGGCCUGGUGCUACUUCGGGACUGCGUAGAGUGGGAGGGGCGCAGUUUCUUGAAGGCUCUUAUCAAGAAAUCUGCACUCAGUGGGGAGCAAGUCCACAUCCUGGGCUGUGAAGUGAGCGAGCAAGAGUUUCGUGAAGGUUUUGACUCGGAUGUCAACAGCCGGCUGAUUUACCAUGACCUCUUCAGAGACCCUCUCAACUGGUCCAAGACUGGGAAGGCCCUUCCUGGGGGGCCCCUGGGAGUCUUGAGAGCCAUGGGCAGGAAGACGGGUCCUGGUCAUGUCACCAUUGCUGUCGAUUCGCUCAGCUGGCUGCUGCUUCACCUUCCCUGCACCACCCUCUGCCAGACCCUGUGUGCUCUGAGCCACUGGGACUCCUGCCCUGGUGGCAGCCCCCCAGUGGAUCAAGUGCGGGUGCUGGGCCUGCUACAUGAAGAGCUUCAUGGCCCAGGCCCAGUGGGUGCAUUGAGCAGCCUUGCUCAGGCAGAGGUGACCCUGGGUGGCAUGCUGGGCCGGACCUCCGCCCACAUCCUCUAUCGGAGACCCCAGCAGCGCCCAACCCACCAGACCCAGUGGUUUUCUAUCCUGCCUGACUUCAGCCUGGAUCUCCAAGGGGAGCCUCCCCUAGAGUCUGAGCCCCACCCAGAUCCUCACACAUCCCCGGUGGACCCUACGACUCAUUUGACCUUUAACCUUCGCCUGUCCAAGAAAGAAAGAGAAGCCAGAGAUAGGCUGACCUUGCCGUUCCAGUUCAGCUCUGAAAAGUAAGACAGCAGGCUCUGCUGUGCCCCGGGCCAAAGCAAGCUACCAGCCGUAUCUUCUACGAGCCAGAUGCUUACGAUGACCUGGACCAAGAAGACCCAGAUGAUGACCUAGAUAUUUGACUGGCCAAGAGUCUUGGCUAGACUGUGACUGGAGGGGUGGGGGUGGGGAAAUUGGGCCUAGGAGCAUCCUUCUGCCAUUUGUGUUGGCCUGUGCCUGUCCCUGCCCCCUGCCUGUCCCUGCCCCCUGCUUUGUGCCCUUUGUCUAUGGAGGCCCUCCCCUGUGACUUCUGGGCCAGGGAGCAGCGGCUGAUCAGGACAGAAAGUGAGAUAAGGGCAUAGGAGGAGGUGAGCAAAUAGGGCUCCCCCCAUGCCUAAUAAAAAUCUUUAUUUUUUUAACAAAAAAAAAGA
Messenger RNA from Choloepus didactylus (southern two-toed sloth), 1864 nucleotides. RefSeq names its product elongator acetyltransferase complex subunit 5 (gene ELP5). The transcript has 8 exons. Bases 579 to 1460 code for a protein of 293 amino acids. NCBI's taxonomy places the organism in Eukaryota, Metazoa, Chordata, Mammalia, Pilosa, Megalonychidae. Gene Ontology annotation, cellular component: elongator holoenzyme complex; cytosol; nucleus. The record is from RefSeq and is a predicted model, not a curated record. Gene Ontology annotation, biological process: tRNA wobble uridine modification. Gene Ontology annotation, molecular function: tRNA binding.